AUGGGCACUGUCGCAGAUCCGUCCGCCGAUCAUGGCGCGGCCAUCAACAAAAGAAGUGAAGAUGCCGAUGACAACUCGCAGGAUAUAAGCCGCCAAGAACAAGGCGAGUUGCAGCAGAAUGAUUUUGAUGUUGAGACAGUGGAGCGGGUGUAUCGUAAACUCGACUGGAGGAUUAUUCCACCAUUCUGGCUUCUCUACUUCCUCUGCUCAGCCAUUCGGUCCAAUAUUGGCAUCGCGCAGACCAUGAACGCAUCAGAGAAGCAUGACCUCAUGUCGGUUCUCCACCUGACGGCCAAAGAUACCUCAACUGCUCUGGCGCUGUUCUACGUCUCCUAUGUCAUUUUCGACUUCCCGUCCAACCUGGUCAUGAGCAAGCUUAGUCCACGACUAUGGAUGGCCCGCAUCGUCUUCGCGACCAGUCUCGUCGGCGCGUGCUUUGCAGCUGUUCAGAGCGCAUGGAGCGUGAAACUCUUGCGAUUUUUGCUGGGAAUGGUGAUUGCCGGCAUGUGGCCUGGUAUGGCUUUCUAUCUUACACUAUUCUACCCACCCUCUAGAACAGGGAAAAGAAUUGGCAUGUAUUUCACCGCUUCUCAGGUCUCUGCUGCAGUCGUCGGCCUUGUGUCGGCCGGGUUCCAGCUGAUGGAUGGCGCUGGUGGACUGGUUGGAUUUCGGUGGAUGUUCUUGAUUUACGGAUUGGUUGGCAUUGUUUUGAGCAUUUCGCUGCUUUGGUGGCUGCCUGACCGGCCCCUGGCACCGGGACAAGUGCGACAGCGAUCAAAGUGGUUUGCCUGGCUGCCAAAGACCCCAGAGGCUUUGACCGGCCAAGACGCGGUUGUUCACUACCAGGAUUUGCGACGAGUAUACCACUCCAGAUCGUGGACAAUGAAGGACCUCGGCCUGGUUCUUCUGGACUGGCGACUGUGGCCGCUGACACUCAUGUACUUUGGCGUUGUUGGCGUCGGCAUUGGCACGCAAUUAUACGGAUCUGUCAUCAUCGCAGCGAUCCAGCCCCAGGCAAGCGCAAUAACAGUUAGUUUGCUGUUUGCGCCGAUCUGGAUUAUGGAUCUCAUUGCUAUCCUUAUUGUGACCCCCCUGUCAGACAGAUUCCACAGCCUCCGAGCAUUCUUCUUCUCCGGCGCAGUCUGCAUCCAAAUCGCCGGUCUUCUCACCACCACCUUCGCCCUAAGCAAUGGCUGGGCUCGAUACGGCGGCCUCCUCAUGGUUGGCUUCGGCCUCGGCCCCACGGUACCGAUCUGCAUGGCAUGGAGCUCAGAGAUCUUCCAGCGUCGACACGGUGAAGUCGGCGUAGCCGCAGCCACGGCCUUGGUUUCAGGGCUAGGAAACCUAGGCAGCAUCAUGACCACCUACGCUCUCUACACGGGGUGGCCAGAAGACGCAAAGAAGGGCCUGCACCAGUUCCGCAAGAGCAACCUGACCAUGAUCGGAAUCCUGUGCCUCAGCAUCGCCAGCGCCCUCGUCAUGACAGUCUUGCUACGAGUGUUUGGCAAUCCGCCCAGCACAAAGCUGUACGACGACUCUUCCAGCGAGUUUGAAGACGGCGCCGCCAGACGAGAGACGCAGCAGCGCGGGUUCGGCAAGCUGGCGAAGUGGGCUCGUCGAAAUUAG
Molecule: messenger RNA, 1626 nt
Organism: Pochonia chlamydosporia 170
Lineage: Eukaryota; Fungi; Ascomycota; Sordariomycetes; Hypocreales; Clavicipitaceae
Product: MFS transporter
Exons: 4
Coding region: 1-1626 (541 amino acids)
Biological process (GO): biotin import across plasma membrane
Cellular component (GO): membrane
Molecular function (GO): solute:proton symporter activity; dethiobiotin transmembrane transporter activity; biotin transmembrane transporter activity
Source: RefSeq, a predicted model, not a curated record